AUGGACCUUGCGGUCUAUCAGAGACUUCUGACGAAGCUCCAUAUCGCAGGCUUCUUCCACACACGCCUUCCUGAAAAGGAUGACACCGGUGGCGGGGGCACGGCGAACCGUUCCCUGACAGACAGGCUCCUUACGCGAACCAUCGUGGGUGAGAAAAGGAUACUCUACCUGAUACCAUUCUGGUGGGCCAAGGGUGAGCCAAAGCUCAUGACGGAUCAAAGCCACGGUGGGCUGUCGCUUGGGGAAGUUGUCCAGAAGAUGCACAUGGCAUCUCCGGGACAACAUCCAAUAAACCUCCACGUGCUUGACCUGGGUGUCCCGCAGAUCAGACGACCGUGGUUGUCUAUUUCAGAGUGGACGGGAUGGUUGGAGCUCUUCCAACCCACAUCCACUCCUCCGAAACGUCAACAAUCGCCGCCGACGGAGAACAUCAUCAACUGCAAGGUUUUCAUAGCUCCGUCAACCGUUCCUCCUACACCACAACGUAUCGCCAAGGACCGAAGGUCUAUCGGAGCCACCAGGCUGAGAGCAAAGUGGAACUCCAUAUCUGUAGGCAUCUUCCACCGUUCGCCUGAGAAGGUUACUGAGUAG
Pyrenophora tritici-repentis Pt-1C-BFP is the source of this 591-nucleotide messenger RNA. NCBI's taxonomy places the organism in Eukaryota, Fungi, Ascomycota, Dothideomycetes, Pleosporales, Pleosporaceae. The record is from RefSeq and is a predicted model, not a curated record.